AUCUCAUACUCACCUGUGUAGUAAACCAGUCAGCAAUUUUAUACCAAGAAAUAUUUUGGAAUACUAAUUCUCCUGACUAUUAUUUUUUACUUGUCCCUGUAAGGAUCGCCUACAUUUCAUUGUUGUCCUCAGGUCUGUGUUUGAAAUGACGAUUAUCGCCCGCUUCUUUGAGGUGAUUUAUUGGAUGGUGGCGGUUCUUCUAUUGAAUCAAGAACAAAUUGGUCCCGAGAGAUUUCAUGUUGACGGAAAAUGUAUUCCACAAGGGGCUACUAAUGCAGGUCCGACGUACGGUACAAUCGAGGCUGCAGUCGUUGUAAGUUCUGAAUUAGCUUCUUCCUUCACGGAAAUGGCUGGCCACGAGCAUCGACACCUCCUUGACUACUUGCGCGUCUUAUUUUCGGCCGUCAACCUCAACCUGCAGAGGACUGACACAGAGAUUCUUGACCUGCAACUUGUAGUUACUGACAUUAUAGUGCUCAAGGAAUAUUCAGAAUUUCUCAACGAAAGGUUCUCAAAGAACCAUGACCUAAUCGCAGCGAGCUCACCGUUUCGUUUGACAAACUACAUGAAGACCCAGCCCCACGUAUUUUUUGGUAUCGAUGCAGUGUUAUACCUUAGCAGCCGUAUGUUCGGUCGUCAGGAUAAAGGACGCACCACCACAGCCAAAGGUAUGGCAUAUACUGGUUGCGCCUGCAGCGACCUUGGUGGUGCCUUAAUAUAUGUCGAUUCAAACACAAUGAGCAGCGCAGCGACUCUUACCCACGAAAUACUUCAUCUCGUAGGCUCAGUACAUGAUACAAAAGCCGCACCCGUUUACCUUAAGGAUAGCCCUGGAGCACUAAAUUGUCCGGAUGAUCGAAAACUUAUUAUGGCAGAAUACUUUCAGCCACAGCAAGACUCCUUCCUCCAAUUGUCUACUUGCACCCGCGAUCAAGUUAUGGCGUUUCUAAGAAGCUCACGGGGUAAAUGCCUUUUAAAUAAGCGGUCGCGACGGUGGCCACCGCUGUCUGAAGCAAACCUGCGCAAGCCCAUCGUGGAUGCAGGCAGGUAUUGCAAAUACCUCUACCGUAAUUCUAGUGUGGAACACCUGCCGUAUUACAGCGAGCAACACAACAUUGGAAACUGCAUUGUGGUUUGCACAACAAUUGGUGCAGAUGGAGAAAAAGUACACCACAUGCAUUCAGCACCAGAUUACACAGAUUGUAGCGCCAUUGGUGGUGGACAAAAGGUCUGCAAAUAUCAGAUUUGCAUGGAGGUUCCACGUAAACAACCACCAUUACAUGAGUGGAUAAUGAAUCUCACAAGAGCUAACAUUCAGGUAUCUGAUGCCUUGAAAGAAUCAGACACGGAUAAAAUGUCGGACCUUCGAGCCCCACUUGAAAUAUAAAUAAUAAAUACACACAAUAUUUUA
Messenger RNA from Dermacentor silvarum, 1411 nucleotides. RefSeq names its product venom metalloproteinase antarease-like TpachMP_A. Bases 146 to 1387 code for a protein of 413 amino acids. The transcript has 11 exons. Gene Ontology annotation, biological process: proteolysis. The record is from RefSeq and is a predicted model, not a curated record. NCBI's taxonomy places the organism in Eukaryota, Metazoa, Arthropoda, Arachnida, Ixodida, Ixodidae. Gene Ontology annotation, molecular function: metalloendopeptidase activity.